Molecule: messenger RNA, 611 nt
Organism: Ornithodoros turicata
Lineage: Eukaryota; Metazoa; Arthropoda; Arachnida; Ixodida; Argasidae
Exons: 5
Coding region: 71-610 (179 amino acids)
Source: RefSeq, a predicted model, not a curated record
UAACCACGUACGCCGCAAUAUCGAACUGUCAUAGACGAGCCUGGAAUUCGACUGGCAAGGAAGCCCAAGCAUGUCUCCACUUACCACGAUAUUGACCACAGUCAUUGUGGUAACGCUUGCAAAAAUGUCCUACGGAACUCCGAAAUACGUAAUGGAAGGCUUUACACCAGUCAAGUUUGCAGGCAAGUGGUGGGUAGACAGCUUCAGCCAAGCAAUUUACGGCGAUACAGAUCGCUGCGCACACUUCACCAUCCAGAAGAAUCACGACGACGUCUACAAGAUUACGGCAGAAUAUGUUUCGGAAGACAAUGAACUCGUAGAGCUGGCUAUCGACGUGACAGAGGACGACAGGCACCCUGCCCGCUUCUUCUUAAAGGUUGGAGAUGAUACAAUUAUGGAAAUUGCAAUAGUUGGAAGUGACUACGACAACUGGGCUGUCGUCUGGGCAAAAAGUGGAACUGUUGCAUCUUAUAAUGUCGUGACACGCAAGCCAAACAUGGAAAGUCAGUUUCAAGGUCCCAUUCAGGAAGUACUGGACAAAGUGGGGGUUAAGAAGAGUGAAUUUAAGACUGUUCCCAAUGAAGACUGCACAAAGAAAGACACUAUUUAAA